AAUCAGAUGCUCGGUGUGGAGUUGGCAUACCUGUAUCCUUCCUCUCUGCAGAGUAAGCAGGAUAGUGACGAUGAACUUACUCCAUACCAUUCUACAUCAUGUUUUUUCAUGUUGGUUUUUACUUUCAUUCGAUGGCUCAUUCGCAGAGAGCAAGACACCUUUGUACAUAGCUGGUUUGUUUCCUCUAUCACCCGGUGGCUGGAUUGAAAACUAUGGCAACCAAUCUCUCAUCUCCGUAUCGAUGGCCAUUGAUCUCAUCAACGACCGCACCGACAUCCUUCCCGAUCACCACCUCAUACUCGUCUACAAUGAUUCCAAGGCAUCUAAUGGACACGCCCUGAAUGCCCUGUUCCAUCAUUUGUACACGCCUCCUACAAAGAUAGCACUGGUAGGAGAAAUAUUAUCAUCUGUCACUGUUCAACUGGCACAAGUCACUGGAUUAUGGAAGUUUAUCGAGAUGGCUUACGCGUCCUCAUCGAUCACGCUCUCGGACCGGGGCCUCUUUCCAUACUUCUUUCGUACCAUUGCAAGUGCAACAGAGAUCAAUCUGGUCCAACUAGCUAUCAUGCAGCAGUAUGGAUGGACCAAAGUUGCGAUCAUUUACGAGACCAACGCACUCCAUGCUGGGGUAUCAUCAAAUCUUCAGGCUAUAUGUGAACAAAGAAAUAUGUCUGUUCUUGCAUCGGAGUCGUUCACACACGAUCCAUCGGACGCAAUUCAACGGUUAAAGCAAAAGGAUGUUCGAAUAAUUGUGGGUAAUUUCUACGAGAAUACAGCACGGAAAGUCUUUUGUGAGGCAUACAAGCACGAUCUUUAUGGCGCCUCUUAUGUGUGGUUCUUGGUUGGAUAUUACACACCUGAUUGGCAGCACCGUGUGGAUCCGAGUGAGGUAGACUGUUCUCCUCAUCAAAUCUUACUGGCCAGCGAGGGUUAUCUCACGGCUACAUGGAGUAUGAAUGGUAGAAAAGAAGAACCGACCAUUACAGGUCGUACCCCUCAGCAGUUCCGCGAUGACAUGGCAGCCAUCUUGGGUCACGUGAUUGAUCUCAAUGGACAGGAUGUGGCGGCAAACGCUCAUGAUGCGAUGUGGGCGAUUGCAUUAGGACUCAAUGCAUCCAUAUCCGACAUAGCACCACGUACACUUGAACAGUAUACAUACGGUGAUGAAGAUAUGGUAGAUAUUUUCAAGGCCAAAAUCGAGCAAACUGAGUUCGAUGGCGUGUCGGGUCCGGUAAGCUUUUCACCUGUUGGCGAUCGAAUUGGUGUCUUUCUCGUUGAACAGAAUAGAGAUGGCUCUGAGAGGGUAAUUGGAACUGCACAGAGAGGAAAAUCAAUUACCUGGUUAUACCCAAGAACGGACAUAUGGAUAAACAACGAUGGGGAGCCGCCAUCAGAUCAUGAUAAGACACGUAUCAUCCGAAUCUAUCAGGGGGUACCUCGUCUUGAAGUAAUUGUCGUCGGUACCCUUGCUACUGCCGGUGUUGUCCUCGCUAUUUCUUUUCUAGUUUUCAACAUAGCCUACAGAAAUAUAAGAGUGAUUAAGAUGUCCAGUCCAAGAAUGAACAAUCUGAUCGUCAUAGGAAUCAUCAUCGCAUAUUUAUCAGCCGUACUGUUUGGACUUGAUUAUGACGGAAUGAGUGACGUCACCAGAAAGUACAUCUGUACGGCCCGUUUAUGGACAAUUACAAUAGCCUUCACACUCGCCUUCGGCGGAAUGUUCACUAAAAUGUGGAGAGUUUACACUAUAAUCGUGUACAAGAAAACGCAGCGCAAGGUCAUCAAGGAUGUUCAGUUAUUUGCUAUCAUACUGGUAUUCUUCAUCAUCGAUCUAAUCAUCCUCAUUUUAAGAGAAAUUAUCGACAGCUACUACAUCAUAGAGGAAUCUACACGGAAAUCACAGACGGCAGAGGAUAUCCGAAAUGAUGUUGUAUUUGUGGAUUUUCACAAGGCCUGUGUGUCUACACGAGAGACAGUCUGGCUGACAAUGCUGAUGGUUAUUAAACUAUUCGUUAUGAUUUUCGGUGCAUUCCUCGCUUGGCAGACGAGGAAUAUUAAUGUGCCAGCCUUGAAUGACAGUUACCACGUGGGCCUUUCUAUUUAUAACGUUGCCAUUUGUUGUGCUGUGGCAGUACCACUCAGUAUAUUCAAAGUGGGUAAUUUGGCUGUUGCGUAUGGUUUGGUGGCUUCAUUCAUGCUCCUGUGCGCAACCACCACGCUGUGUCUUCUCUUCUUUCCGAAGGCCCUUGCAGUUCGCCGAGGUGUGAACAACGUGGGGCCAGAUAACAGGAUUAAGACCAUAUCAUCGGCAGUCGAAAAUUCGGGUUCCUGCAAUCAGGAUAGAGCGACGGAUAGGUUGAAAGUGAAGGAACCCGUCAGGAUUACAUCAUCCGCUCAUAGUAGUGCCAUGGGCAACGAAGGAAGAUCGAAUCGGAUGUUCUAA
Molecule: messenger RNA, 2440 nt
Organism: Lytechinus variegatus (green sea urchin)
Lineage: Eukaryota; Metazoa; Echinodermata; Echinoidea; Temnopleuroida; Toxopneustidae
Product: gamma-aminobutyric acid type B receptor subunit 1-like
Exons: 16
Coding region: 71-2440 (789 amino acids)
Biological process (GO): gamma-aminobutyric acid signaling pathway; G protein-coupled receptor signaling pathway
Cellular component (GO): membrane; G protein-coupled receptor heterodimeric complex
Molecular function (GO): G protein-coupled GABA receptor activity
Source: RefSeq, a predicted model, not a curated record